AUGAUGUCAAGAAGACCGGGGAGUUCUUCUCGGAGAUUCGGUGAUGGAAAACCGAAAUCGUCACCGCUUUUAUCAAUUGCGCUUAUAGUUGUGGGAGCUUUGUUUAUCGUUGGCUACUUCUACAAGGGUUCAGGUGGUGGAAGCCGUUUAGAUUCUGUUAGCAGGGUUGAAGGUGCAGGUGAUUAUUUGUGCAGUGGAGAAGUCCAACGAGCAAUUCCUGUUUUACAGAAAGCAUAUGGAGAUAGCAUGCAUAAAGUUUUGCAUGUUGGUCCUGAUACUUGCUAUGUGGUCUCUAGAUUGCAAAAAGAGGAUGAAACUGAAGCCUGGGGUAUAGAACCAUAUGAUGUAGAGGAAACCGAUGGUAGUUGCAAAACACUAAUCCGUAGAGGCAGUGUGCGUGUGGCUGAUAUCAAGUUUCCUCUUCCAUAUAGGCCAAAAUCUUUCUCUCUUGUAAUUGUUUCAGAUACUCUGGAUUACCUAUCUCCGAAAUACCUCAAUAAAACUCUUCCAGAUUUGGUGAGGGUAUCAACCGAUGGUUUAGUGAUAUUUACUGGUAUUCCAACUAAUCAAAAGGCCAAGGUAGCAGAUGUUUCUAAAUUCGGAAGAGCGGCCAAGAUGAGGAGUGGAUCCUGGUGGGUUAAGUUUUUCCUUCAGAAUAACUUAGAGGAGAAUGAAGCUGCUAAUAAGAAGUUCGAGCAAGCUUCAACAAAGAGUUCAUAUGUUCCCCGAUGCCAGAUAUUCCACUUGAAAUCACUCCAUUGA
Molecule: messenger RNA, 762 nt
Organism: Lathyrus sativus (Indian pea)
Lineage: Eukaryota; Viridiplantae; Streptophyta; Magnoliopsida; Fabales; Fabaceae
Source: the annotation of a GenBank genome assembly